Molecule: messenger RNA, 435 nt
Organism: Brassicogethes aeneus
Lineage: Eukaryota; Metazoa; Arthropoda; Insecta; Coleoptera; Nitidulidae
Source: the annotation of a GenBank genome assembly
AUGCAUUUUUUGCACGAUGUGCUAUCUUCGAAGAAAGUUUUGUUUGGGAGUUUCUCAGACAAACUUACUAAGGAGGACAAAGUGAAAGCAUGGAAGACCAUCCAUGAGAAAGCCUUAUCGCUAGGACUUGUGUCAGCUAACAAGGAUUUUAGCUACACCAGAGAUGUAUAUUGGCAAAAAAUACACCGUGGUAAAAAAAAAUUGACAACCGCAAAAAAACUGGCAGCGAAGGUGGGCGAACUGCGAGUAAAGAAACUUAAACUCUCGUUGGAGAUUAUGAAAAAAGAAUCCUACUUAAAAAGCCUGGAAAUAUUCAAACAAGAAAAGGAGUUAGGGUUGCCUCCCUUACAUUUCACCGCCAUAUGCCAUGCUGCGCAACAAGAAAUACUCGUGCAAGCAGAUACUGAAGUUGAAGGUUUUGAUAUUGGCAUUUGA